Molecule: messenger RNA, 1978 nt
Organism: Aphis gossypii (cotton aphid)
Lineage: Eukaryota; Metazoa; Arthropoda; Insecta; Hemiptera; Aphididae
Exons: 6
Biological process (GO): detection of chemical stimulus involved in sensory perception of smell; sensory perception of smell
Cellular component (GO): plasma membrane
Molecular function (GO): odorant binding; olfactory receptor activity
Source: RefSeq, a predicted model, not a curated record
GAUAUAUAAUAUUUCUGAUUACUCUGGUUAAAAUAAACUCUUUCGUAUUUGGCUAUUUUUUGGUAAGUCGACCAAUAAAUUAACGUUUCUUGAAGAUGUUGGAUUAGUGGGUAAAUUUUUGAGCUAAUUGGCUCCCUGCAUGUAAUUGAUAUAUACUUAAUAUAUUAUAAGAGUAUAUAUACAAUAUUAUAAUUUGUACCUAAAGAUGAAUACUUGGAAAUCCAUUGGUACUUGACAAAUAUGAUACUAUUGACAACGUCUAUUAUAACACCUUAUACUGUUUAAAUUUUUAUGUCAAAAUGGCUACUACGACAAAAAUGGUAUACAAGAACGAAGAUAAUUUAAUGAUCAAUACUCGAUUAAUGAAAAUAACUGGAUUAUACCAGUUAUUGGAUUCACGAACUUCAAAAAUCUUUGGUCAAAACAUGUUAAAAUGCAUGUCUUUAUUUCAACUGUCGAUCAUGUUCAUAACGGUGGUUAUAUUUCUUGCAAACACAUAUUAUUUUUCAGAUGACAUUAACGCAGUAAUGCAAUAUUCAAUAUUAUUUGUAUGCGAUGUACUUUCGAUUCUUAAACUUUAUGUCACAAUCGUAAAAUCAGAUACAAUAUGGAACUGUAUACAAAUGACAUCUAUUGACGACUUGUCUUACAAAUAUCAUAAUAGAAGCAUACUCAGAAAUGGCCAAUUGAAGUCCAAAUCGUAUUCUAUAUUAAUUAUGUUUAUGUGGAUGAAUCUUAUAAUACUUUGGGCACUGGCUCCUUUGUUUGUCACUAACUAUUUUUUAGAAGUAGAAGUCAAAAAUAAGAUUUACCGUUACCGCUUUAACAUAAUGAAUUUCGUAUUCCCGGCUACCGAUCAAUUCUACAACGACAAUUUCGUGAUUUAUUACUGUAUAGAAUUUGCCUGUCUGAUAAUAUGGUGCCAUUGCACAAUGAAUUUCGAUGUACUGUUGCUGUCGACGAAUAUUACGUUCAAAUAUCAGUUAAAAACUAUUGCGAAUUCUUUCAGUGCAUUCAAAAUUACACAUUACAUUAAGAAUAAUUUCACAAAAAAUAUUAAACACCACAAGGAAUCAGAAUUGAUAUUUGAUUUCAAGAGUAUAAUUUACGACCAACAGCGUGUCAUAGAAAACAUGAGAAAUAUUUACCGAAUAUUUCAACCCGUAGUACUUACUCAACUAGCUUUCGAGUCUAUAAUAAUAAUUCUACUAUCCUGUAUCAUAAUGAUGGUAAAAUUUUAUUAUUAGUGAAAAAUCAGAUAAUUUCUAAGUGGCUUUUUUUUCUUUAUUCAGAACUAUUUUAAUGGUAUAUCGUUGAUAUCGGCAAUGAACUUGAGACUAUUUGCAGCGGUAUUGACGUUUACAUUCCACAUUUAUGUUAUCUGCUACUUAUUUGACAAUGUCAACCAACAAAAAGAUUCGAUAAACUUUGCUCUGUAUAGUCAUGAUUGGACGCAAAGCAAUGCACAACAUAAACAUCUACUACUACACGCCAUGCGAAUGAAUAACGCCGAAAAUCUGAGACUAAAAGUGACAAAAAAUAGAAUUGUAAAUUUCAAAAUGUUUACUGAUAUCAUGCGGACAACGUAUUCAAUACUAUCAGUGUUGGGAAAGAUGUGUGCAAAAAAAGCGUAGACCACAUUAUUAAUUAUUAUGACGAUACUAUAGUUUUGGCCUGUGGGAGUUGAAUUCAAAGGUUCCGACAUAAUAAUAGGUAUUAUAUAAUUAACUAGUCGUCUAGAAUCCUGCAGAAUAUUCACCCAAAAUAAAAUAGCAUUAGUAGUUUUGUAAAUAAUAAACACGGUAUAGGUUUAGCGCUAGUGACAAAAAUAUAAAAUAUACAAAAAGAUGUUUUUAAUUUACGAUAAUAUUAUUGAUAUUGAUCGCAUUGUAACUAUUGAAAAUACAACAUAAUAUUUUAUUUAUUCGAGUUGUGUAUUUUAUUAGAGUUUGCAGGUCGCAUACUGCUGCAGUCAUAC